CAAAAAAGUUUUUAUUUAAAUUUACCCAUCUGCACAACAAUACAAGCCGCAAGGGUUAUCGUCAAUCGAAGACAUUAUAUGUAUGAUGUUAGUAAAAGAAGGGACCGGAAUGCUUAUUGUUAUUGGAAUAAUUUCUGUGACUAUUUUACUAAUAAUUUUCAUCCUUGGAGUGUUUCUUUAUUCAUUUUACCGCAAGUACAGAAAUGGCGAGCAAACGUUGGAGGUAAAUUCAGAGCUGUCAGUUGAAACAAGUUCGGAUACACAGAAGAGUGAAGGGAAUAAAUAAAAAUAUUUUUUGUUGAUCUAAUAUUGAUAAAUGGAUUGUAAAUAAAUUUUUGUAUAUUAAGUAGUUGUUUUUAUUUGAAUGAGAUAAAUUUUAAUUUGAAUUGAUUCUGUAUUUCCUAGGUGUUUUGGAGUUUUAAGCAAAAAAUUUGUUUUUAGAGUACGUCGUGUACCGAGUAAUUGACGGAAACCCGAGCGAGUAC
Messenger RNA from Meloidogyne enterolobii, 485 nucleotides. The record is from the annotation of a GenBank genome assembly. NCBI's taxonomy places the organism in Eukaryota, Metazoa, Nematoda, Chromadorea, Rhabditida, Meloidogynidae.